UGCAGUUAUAAUAUGUAUAAUAAAUGCUUUCUUACAUUUUACCAAAGGUUUUGCUGAAAGAGAUAAAAGAUUAUCUACAAAGAGUACCCCAAAACCUUGACAAGAAAACUUCUAAAGGACUUGGCCGAGACAAAGAGUUGUUGGAGCUCUUGACAUCAGAUAGAUCUGACGAACGUAUUCUUACAGACGGCAUAAAACAGUUAAAAAGGCAUAUAGUAUCUUUAAAGAGCAAGAAAAACUUGCCGCUGGCAGCUGAGGCUGCUGUUGCAAGACUACUGAACAAAUUUGAUCGCCUUACCAUAAGAGAAUUUGUUGAAGUUCUGGAGGAUAAGAAACAAAAGUCAAAAUCAUCACAGGAUGCUGACCAAACGAAGAUGAAAGAAUUAUAUGUGGAAAAGAUAGAAUCAAUACAAGUCGGAGAAUCAAGUAGAGAUACACCUCCUCUCAACAGAACCUUCUGUGUAGAUAUUCUUGUUCAGUGGUUACAACUGUCAGAAGAGAACAACGCAGAGAAACUACUUGGAAGAAUAAAAGUAUACGAAUCCAAAUUAUCAACAGAAAUGGUUUUGGAGUACCAAGAAGAAAUUAAACGUAAACACAUAUCCAGUGACUUAGACGAAAUGCAGUUACUAAAAGAAGUUAAAGGCCAAAAUAAAGAUUUUGAAAUACCAUACAGUAGCCUACCGAGUACACAGAGCCUUCAAGGUCUGCCUGACGCUCUCUCGCAGUUCAUGCAUCAGUUAGAAGGUUUAAAGAUUGUCAUUGACAUCAACAGGAAAGUAGACCAAAUAUCUGACGCUUUGAAAACUAUGGGUGCUACUAGUAAUAAUUCGCACGCAAAUAAGCAAGAAAGUAAUAAUUUGCAAGGAAAUAAACAAGAAAGCGGACCUAUAAGUAACUUCAAUGGCAAUUUUCUGACGUAUGACAAGUCUAAUUAUAGAGGUUGUGAUUUCAGUGGCGAUAUAUUACUAUUUUGUUGUGAUCUUUACUUGUUUUAUUCAUCAGUUUUUGUUAAUGUAUGGUAUCGGUGGUGGUAAAUGUACAAGUGUAAAUGACUUAAGUUACUAUUUCAGGACUUGCAAGUACUUAACGUAUACUAGUUUGAUGUGAUCUUUACUUGUAUUUGCUGAUGUGUGUUAUUGGAGAUGUCAAAUGUACAUGGACUUAAGUUACAAUUAUAAGUCUUGCAAGUAAAGUAAUAUGCCGAACGUUUUAUUACCCUCUCACAGGAAUGUCCUACCCACGAAUGGGCAAUAAUCAAUCAUGGUUUGAAUUUGUGGGUAAAGGAAUACAAUUAUGGUACACCCAUGUUACCUAAAUUGAUACCCUUUUGCAUAACUCCAAUCUCGGGUUAAUCUACGAUAAGCCGAAUUUUGAUACUUAUUAUUUCUUAAUUAACAAUCAGUUAGCAAAGAAAUUGAUUUGCAAACAAUGGAAUGUUAAACGUAGCGAAAAAAGUAAUUGACCUUAUAAACAAUGAACAAAGAAAAUGCUUUGAGAAAGCAUAUAAAGAUGCUUUGAGAAACCAUAAAAAUGUUGAUACUUAUUAUUUCUUAAUUAACAAUCAGUUAGCAAAGAAAUUGUUUUGCAAACAAUGGAAUGUUAAACGUAGCGAAAAAAAAGUAAUUGACCUUAUAUACAAUGAACAAAGAAAAUGCUUUGAGAAAGCAUAAAGAUGCUUUGAGAAACCAUAAAAAAUUUUGAUACUUAAUAUUUCUUAAUUAACAAUCAGUUAGCAAAGAAAUUGUUUUGCAAACAAUAGAAUGUUAAACGUAGCGAAAAAAAAAGUAACAGACCUUUUAAACAAAGAACAAAGAAAAUGCUUUGAGAAAACAUAAAGAUAUUUUUUCUAAAUCGGUAUUAUGUUACUUAUUCCUCACCCUUGUUAUCCGGAUAAUACGAAAUGAUGUGAUAAUUCCAAAAUGCCACAAACUGGAGUAAAUGUCAAACUUGGUAUGGACAUUGUUUUGGUCAAUAUUUUUUAUUACUCAUUCUGAUUGUUUAAAAGUAUCAUAACUGAUUCAACAUGGUUUAGAAGCUGUACCAUUUGCACUAAACAAUUUGAA
Messenger RNA from Mercenaria mercenaria, 2066 nucleotides. RefSeq lists its product as uncharacterized. Lineage: Eukaryota; Metazoa; Mollusca; Bivalvia; Venerida; Veneridae. The record is from RefSeq and is a predicted model, not a curated record. The transcript is spliced from 3 exons. Bases 24 to 1037 code for a protein of 337 amino acids.